CACUCAGCAGCACUAACCGCGCACCACCAGCAGCACCACCUAGCUACCUCUUCACUCGGAGUGCACUGGCCAAGCAUGAGCUCUGCUGCGUGGCACGCCGCCGUGGCGGCCGUCCUGACGAUCAUCCUCUGCUCGCGUCUCGCCGAGGCACGCGUCCACCCGAGCCACGGCGGUGGCCUGGCGACGAGGCGGCGCGACGUUGUUCCCGCCGGCGUCGGUGGCUGCGCGCUGGCCGUGGAGCCUCUCGGUUACCCCUGCGAAGAGCACGAGGUGACGACGGUGGACGGAUACAUUCUUAGCUUACAACGGAUACCCAGGGGCCGACACGCCGGCGCCGGCGUGGGGCAGCCGGUGCUUCUGCAGCAUGGGGUUCUCGUGGACGGCAUGACAUGGCUUCUGAGUUCGCCGGAGGAGUCGCUGGCUUACAUCCUCGCCGACCGCGGCUUCGACGUGUGGAUCGCCAACACCAGGGGCACCAGGUGGAGCAAGCGCCACGUCUCACUCGACCCCUCGUCCCAGGACUACUGGGACUGGUCAUGGGACGACCUAGUUACCAACGACAUGCCGAAAAUGGUUGACUAUGUCUACACCCACACUGCCCAGAAGCCGCACUUCGUUGGCCACUCAUUGGGGACGCUGGUGGCGCUUGCGGCCUUGUCGGAGGGAAGGCUGGUGGACAAGAUGAAGUCGGCGGCGCUCCUGACCCCGGUCGCCUACCUCGCCCACAUGACCACUCCCCUCGGCAUACUGCUCGCCAAAACAUUUGUUGGAGAGGCCAUCUCUGUUCUCGGUGUGGCGGAGUUCGAUCCAGUAGCGCCUGCAGUGACGAGCCUCAUCAAGGAGUUGUGCCGCCAACCCGGAACGAAUUGCUACGAUCUCCUCAGAGAUUUCACAGGGAAAAAUUACUGCCUGAAUAAUUCGGCUGUGGACGUCUUCCUCAACUACGAGCCCCAGCCGACAUCCACCAAGACCAUGGUCCACCUCGCCCAAACGUUCCGGGACGGCGUGCUGUCGAAGUACGACUACGUGUGGCCGAACGUGAACGAGGAGAAGUACGGGCUGCCCGACCCGCCGGCGUACAACAUGUCCAACAUCCCAUCCCCUUUCCCACUCUUUCUCAGCUACGGUGGCCAGGACGAGCUGGCCGACCCCGCGGACGUCGGCCUCCUGAUAGGCGACCUCAUUGGCCACGACCGCGACAAGCUCACGGUGCAGUACCUGGAGCAGUUUGCACAUGCCGACUUCGUCAUCGGCACCUGCGCCAAGGACUACGUCUACAACGGAGUCAUCUCCUUCUUUAACCGCUUCAACUAGCAACACACAAAUCGCGUGGAAAAAGUGAUAAGCUACUCCCAAAUAAACAGAAAAAACUAGCUAACACAAACACACGAGGAAGAACAGAAAAUGAAAGCUAGAGGUGUGCACGAUCAUGGAGGUGGAUGUAAAUAUGUGAUAAGUAUUGGAGCCUCAUAUAUUUACAUGUGCAUUUCUAUGUUUUUUUUUCUUUUGUAAAAGACAUUUAAUAUGUACAAUACA
This is a messenger RNA of Lolium perenne, 1536 nucleotides long. Its product is annotated as triacylglycerol lipase 2-like. The record is from RefSeq and is a predicted model, not a curated record. Gene Ontology annotation, biological process: lipid metabolic process. Gene Ontology annotation, molecular function: hydrolase activity, acting on ester bonds. Lineage: Eukaryota; Viridiplantae; Streptophyta; Magnoliopsida; Poales; Poaceae.